Molecule: messenger RNA, 1112 nt
Organism: Mastomys coucha (southern multimammate mouse)
Lineage: Eukaryota; Metazoa; Chordata; Mammalia; Rodentia; Muridae
Gene: Sarnp
Product: SAP domain containing ribonucleoprotein
Exons: 12
Coding region: 466-849 (127 amino acids)
Biological process (GO): poly(A)+ mRNA export from nucleus
Cellular component (GO): nucleus
Source: RefSeq, a predicted model, not a curated record
GCCUUGGAAAGUGGCCAAGAGGCGUGAGAGCGACUCCGCCUCUGACUAAUGGGAAGAGCCGUUGGUGUGAGGUGGGAGCAAGGGCGACGGCGAUUGGUUGGAUGAACCUGAGCGUCUGAGGUGGGGGUAGCGGUGGGGGUCUGGCAGAGUAAGGCUCAGCAAGAUGGCGACCGAGACGGUGGAGCUCCACAAGCUGAAGAGCACUUCUUAAACUUUUGGAGGUCACAGAUAUCUUUGAAACUCUGAUGAAAGCUUGCUGAACUAAAACAAGAAUGUCUUGCUCGUGGUUUAGAGACCAAGGGAAUAAAACAAGAUCUUAUCAAUAGGCUCCAGGCAUAUCUUGAAGAACAUGCAGAAGAAGAAGCAAAUGAAGAAGAUGUACUGGGAGAUGAAACUGAGGAAGAAGAACCAAAGCCCCUAGAACUGCCUGUUAAAGAGGAAGAACCUCCUGAAAAGGCUGUUGAUAUGGCAUCAGAAAAGAAGGUGGUAAAAAUUACAUCUGGAAUACCUCAGACUGAGAGAAUGCAGAAGAGGGCUGAACGAUUCAAUGUGCCUGUAAGCCUGGAGAGUAAGAAAGCUGCUCGGGCGGCUAGGUUUGGAAUUUCUUCAGUUCCAACAAAAGGUUUAUCAUCUGACACCAAGCCUAUGGUUAACCUGGAUAAACUAAAGGAAAGAGCACAGAGAUUUGGUUUGAAUGUCUCUUCUAUCUCUAGAAAGUCUGAGGAUGAUGAGAAGCUGAAGAAACGGAAGGAGAGAUUCGGGAUUGUGACAAGUUCAGCUGGAACUGGAACCACAGAGGACACAGAGGCAAAGAAAAGAAAAAGAGCAGAGCGCUUUGGGAUUGCAUAAUGAAAAGUUCGUGCUUUCUGCCCCAUAGUGCUUUCCAUUUCUCAAGUAUUUCUUGGUUUUAUACAGACAUACACACGCAGACAACCCUACCUGCCUACCUGCCUACAUACACAGUCAUGUGCCUCACAGUGAGGAAGCAUGUACGUUUGCUACAUCCUUGAAUUCGGUAGCAGUUUUAUUUAACUGCUCUUCUGCAUUUAAGAUUGUUGUGGUUUUUGUUUUUAAUUAUUUUUGCUUAUUAAUAAAAAAGGAAGAAAAGAAAA